UAGAGGAGACAUACCAGAUGUUUCUGACAAUGUUCGACCUCACUUUCGUAUCAAUAUGAGUAAGAGUAACAAGGUCAGUUUGAAAGACCUCGUUCCAAAAUGGAUCCUUCAACUUCUGCUCAACUUAUCCAUGCUAUCAUUGGGAGUCAUGACUUGCAUCAAAGGCCCAGCUUUGCUCACCUUACAAUCCAAAUAUGAUACCAGUAUUGAAACCAUCUCAUUAAUGUUUUUACUGACCAGUAUAGGAGGCCUUUUCGGGGUUGGAAUAUGGACUAUACUACUCGAUUUCAUUCCGGACUGGAGGUUGUUCAUUUUUGCCGCCAAUGUACUGUUCUCUGGUGUCAGUUCAGCCUUGAUUCCCCAAGGCAACCAUAUCAGCAGCCUUUUAGUGGUGAGCGCCUGGAAUGGAAUUCACUCCGGAGUUAUCCAUGCAGGAGUAAAUGUCCUUUGUAUGGAGCUUUGGCGAGGCUUAAAUUGUGGGCCUUACAUGCACAGUAUUCACUUGUCAUUUUCUAUCGGAGGAUUCAUUGGACCAUUGUUGAGCAAGCCCUUCAUCAGUAAUUCGAUCUAUGGAUCUCCCAUGGAACUCCUCUUUGGAUUAGCGUCCAUCCCAAUGGUUACUAUUGGUAUAUCGCUCUUCAUCUACGCCAUCGCCCGAAGAGACCAUUUUAUCACCAGAAAACCCAUAAACCAUCAUGAGGAAUCCGACAAAGUCGAACGCCAAAGCCAGCUUGGAAUCGAAUCCAUCCUCUUGAUCGCCCUUAUGUUUGUCUUCUUCAUAAUCCAUGUCGUGGUGGAAUUCUCGAACUUCAGCUACAUGCCAACUAUGGCCGUCAAGUUAGAUCUACACUUGAGUGAAAGGGAAGGAGCCAAUAUAUUGGCCUUUUUCAUGGCUGGCUUCUCUUGUGCCAGAGGUCUGGCCAUUCCUCUAGCAGUGAAGGUGUCACCUAAAUAUCUACUUAUAGUCAAUCUCACCUUGAUCCUAAUUGGAUCGAUCCUUCUCGUCGUUUUGGGACAAAGCGAGAAGUGGGUCCUGGAAGUGGGCUAUACUCUGAGCGGCCUUGGCAUGGGAUCAAUGUUCGUCAACUCUUGGGUGUGGCUUGAACAAUACCUUACGGUUGGUUAUAGGGUGGCUAAUACCUUCAACAUUGGAUGUGGGAUUGCCACAGUUGUUAGUCCACUGUUUAUUGGCAACCUUGUUAAUGAUUUCCCAAUGACUCUCAUUUAUACCCAACUGACUGCGGCCAUUGCCGCUUCCUUCAUUUUCUCUUUCGGCACUUAUUUGGGAUCCAAAAUCCUGCAAAAACGCUCUGCACUAAAGGUCGAAGACUCAGCCACGGUUCUUGCUAUCAAGAUUGAGACUUCUUUGGGACUUUAAAUGUGUAAACUAGUCACAAGAAAUACAAAUGCAAUGAAAAGAGAUGA
Tigriopus californicus is the source of this 1425-nucleotide messenger RNA. RefSeq names its product sodium-dependent glucose transporter 1A-like. Gene Ontology annotation, biological process: transmembrane transport. NCBI's taxonomy places the organism in Eukaryota, Metazoa, Arthropoda, Copepoda, Harpacticoida, Harpacticidae. The transcript is spliced from 4 exons. The coding region runs from base 56 to 1378 and encodes 440 amino acids. The record is from RefSeq and is a predicted model, not a curated record.